GAGCCCUGCCCGGUGCUGCGAAUCCUGCCCGGUGCGGAGCCGUGCCCGUGCAGAGCCGUCCGCGGUGCUGUGGAUCCUGCCCAGUGCAGAGCCAUGCCCGAGAACAAGAAAAGCAAGAUGGGAAAAAUAGGAGGAAAAAAGGCUUUUUUUUAAAUAACAUGCCACCAGAACUUCUGCAUGGUAAUAAAGAUCAUCUGAAGCAGCUGGAUAUUUGCAAAAGAAGACCCUGACAGCACUCAGAUACUUUAAAUCAAGUUCAAGGAUGCAUUAGAGAGAGCUGCAGUGGCUGCACCAGAUUUCACCCUGAAGGAUGAACAGUGAAGAGGAGUUUUAUGAUGCCGUUACGGGCUUUGAUUCUGACAAUUCUUCAGGAGAGUUUUCAGAAGCAAAUCAUAAAUGUCCAGAAAUGCUUGAUCUAGAGCCACACCAAAGCAAUAAGACUGAAAAGCAUAAUGGAGAAACAGAGAUACAAGAAAAUGGGAUUAAGAGACACAGGACAUCAUUACCUGCCCCAAUGUUUUCUAGAAGUGAUUUUAGUGUGUGGAGCAUAUUAAAAAAAUGCAUUGGACUGGAGCUGUCCAAGAUCACAAUGCCCAUUGUCUUCAACGAGCCCUUGAGUUUCCUUCAAAGGAUAACAGAAUAUAUGGAGCAUAUAUACCUCAUCAAUAAGGCUUGUAGUCACACAGAUCCCCUGGAAAGAAUGCAGGCUGUAGCUGCUUUUGCAGUUUCUGCUGUAGCUUCUCAGUGGGAGAGAACUGGCAAACCCUUUAACCCACUGUUAGGAGAAACCUAUGAAUUAACCAGGGAGGACUUAGGAUUUAGGUUUAUAUCUGAGCAAGUCAGCCACCACCCACCUAUUAGUGCAUUUUAUUCUGAAGGCCUCAAUAAGGAUUUCAUAUUUCAUGGAUCAAUCUAUCCCAAACUAAAAUUCUGGGGAAAGAGUAUAGAAGCAGAGCCUCGGGGAACAAUUACCUUGGAGCUUCUGAAGCACAAUGAAGCUUACACAUGGACAAAUCCAACCUGUUGUGUACAUAAUGUAAUUAUUGGUAAACUGUGGUUAGAACAGUAUGGAGUGGUAGAAAUCAUAAAUCACAGUACUGGAGAUAAAUGUGUCCUUAAUUUUAAACCAUGUGGACUGUUUGGGAAGGAGCUUCACAGGGUAGAGGGAUACAUCCAGGACAAGAACAGGAAGAAGCUGUGUGUGAUCUAUGGCAAGUGGACAGAAUGUCUGUGGUGCACUCACCCCACCACAUAUGAGACCUACAAGAAGAAUGAGAAGAGAGGCAGUGAGCCGAAGAAGAAGUCGAGUGAAGAAGAUCUUAAAUCUGAAAAUGAUGAGGCUGAUGAUAUGCCAGAGGUUCAAGACUCCGUGCAGUUCAUACCAGGCAGUAAAUUGCUUUGGAGAAUAAACUGUAGGCCACCAAACUCAUCACAGAUGUACAAUUUCACCAGUUUUGCUGUGAGCCUCAAUGAGCUGGAGAAAGGCAUGGAGGCAAUCCUGGCUCCCACAGACUGCCGGCUGCGGCCGGACAUCAGGAACAUGGAGAACGGGAACAUGGAUGUGGCAAGCAGAGAGAAGGAGAGACUGGAAGAGAAACAGAGAGCUGCUCGCAAGGAGCGUGCGAAGGACGAGGUGGAGUGGCACACACGAUGGUUUCAUCAAGGCACUAACCCAUACACUGGGACUCCAGAUUGGCUGUACUCAGGUGGCUAUUUUGAUAGAAAUUUCUCAGACUGUCCAGACAUAUACUGAAAUUCCAGAAGCAAUUGCUCAUCUCAUCCGGACAUCUAGUUACUAGAUUUCAUUCCAAGCCAGUUACUCUGGUUUUGUUGAUAGCAAAAACCAGCUUUUCAAAGUAAAUUUUAACAGAAAUUCUGUAAGUCAACAAUCAAUGAUUUAAUUCCCACUAACUUUGGAUUGCCAAAUAUUUAAAUACUGUUGUGCUUAUUCCGUAAAGCUGCACCUGAAAUCAUCAAGUUUUCACUAAUUUUCAGAGGGACCUUUGGUUCUCCAUUUCCUUCCCUAGUUUCUUUGCCAGGAGGAUAUGCUGUAUCUGUAGAGCACAUAACAUCCUUGAAAACUACAUAACUUAAAUAAACUAGAGAUAAUAUCCUUGAUAUUUAGUACAAUAGAGAAGCAGCUGAAGUUUUUGGCACUCGGAGCAGGGAUGAAAAGCCAACAUGGUACCAACAGGAUCAAUCCCAGUCCUGUCACACUCCCAUACUGUAUGUAGCACUCCCUGGGGACAGGAGCUCCUGGCCCCACUCUCAACAAUUCCAUAACUGAGAGCCUUGGAUCACAAAACCCAGCCUGGGGCUCUCACCCUGUAGUUGUCUGUUACAGAGUCUUCACAACUUUGGGACACUGUGAGCAUUAAACUGUAUACCUGUGAUAAAUCCCAUAGAGCAUACCUUAGGUGAGGGGAAGGGCACACCCCAAAUGUGCUUUUCCUCAGGUCAAAUGCUGUUAAAUGCUGUUCUUACCAUAGGAGAAGCUUUGGAAGCAAUAGCAGGAAUGUCAAGGUGGUUCCAAUGUACAAUAUAUUGCUUGCUACCACUUGGAGGCUUAACUCUUGUGCACUACCUUUGGCAGCUUUGGCACUGUGUAUGCUUCUAGACUAAACUUUCCUUUGGAAGCACUUCUGUGUGUGUGUCCACGCAGGUUCAUGUUUGGGGAAGUUUUGGUUUGCAUGUUUCUCAUUAUUAGGUCAUGUCUGUUUUGUAUGUUGUGAAAAAGCAGAAUCAAUUUAAAGCUUUGGCAGAGUUAUACCUAUUACAAGUUUCCUGUGAGCACGUGAUGUCAAAAAGUGGGAUUUUUAAAAAAUUUCUUUUUGUUCCAUAUGAAACCAUCAAAGCCAUAUAAUACUGGAAAUAAUCAAUUACUGAACUGAUGCAUUCAUUUUCUUUCAAGUGGUAUACUUCAGGGGCCAGGGUGUGGAGAGAGGCUUGAAAAAUUUGGUCCAGUAAUUAAAAUUGAUCCUUAUGUUGCUGCUUCUUUUAUGAAAGUUUUUAAUUGAGUAACCAGGCAAAAAAUGGAGAGUGGCUGUGCUGCUGUGAAGUUUACAGUAAUUUAGAAAUUGUUGGUGUUAAGUGCCAGUAACAUGAGCAGUUCAAGAAAGAAUUGGUCUGAUUUGUGUCCAAAACAUCUGUGAUUUCAUCCAGAAAGUGGAUUUUUGAAGUGCUUCUCUCUCAGAGGAUUAAAAAGCAAAAGAAAAUGUAUUCAUAGAGAAAUUCUUCCAGCAAAUCAUGUGUGCAACAAUUGGAUUACAUUUGGGGAAAAUUUAGUUGUCUUCAUUGGAAAAAUAAGAGGAGCUGUAAAACUUCAAGGCAGUAAGGAAGGGCACAAUCUGACUCUUGUUCAUGGCAACUGGAUUCUGGUGCCAAAAAUUGUAAUUUGUGUCGAUGGAAGUCCUCAGAAUUUGAGCUGGACUUAGUGGCACAGUGGGGUUGUGUUUGUUCCUGGUAUGGGCACAGACACUUCUGAAAAGACACUGCUGAUUCUCAUGGAACAGCAUAAAAACAGUUUUUAUAAAAACCUGAGCUUUAAUGACAGUGUCAGGCACUGUUAACCCCUUUCCAAAUGUGCUGCACGUGCCAUAGGGAAUUUUUUUUGUUAGGUGAGGAUUGAAAUGAAUCACAUAUUAGACCAGUGGGAGUUUAAAACUUACUUUAAUUACAUAGUGUGUUCAGUGCUGGAGUGAUGUUUUUAAAACAAUGCAUAUAAAUAGAAAUUGCCUGAAUGGAAGAAACUGUACAGAUGUUCUAAGAGGAGGUGUACAGGUUAGCAUCCUUUUGUCUAAGCCAGGAUUUAAAUUCAAAGACCUAAAGCCUUGUCAUUAUGUGAAAGCAUGAAACAAUUGUACCAAUGUGUUUAAUCCAAACUUCAGUAUAGAAUCUUCAUGGGAUAUAAAAAGAAACUGGGAACAUUUCCAGUGUAAGAACACUUCAGUAGUUACAUCUUCACCCCCGUCUUCCUUUCCUUUAGUCUGAAGUUUUCCGAAAAAUUUCAGAUUAGUUCCAAACCCAUUCUUUAAAUUUAUUAUUCUUCAUUGGCAACACUUUCAGAACUCUUUCCCUGCGCUGCCGACACGGCUCUGCUUGGCCAGCCCUGGCAUUCCUAAUGCUCUCAAAGUCCAAAAGUUUUUAUUUUCAAUGCAGAUCUCGCCUCAGUAGUUUACGUGUCAAAACAUUAAUAACUUUGCACCUUUUGAAAGAAUGUCACUUUUAUAACUUGAUUAAACAUUGUAUAUAAGAUAACUGUGUUAGUAUAUGUUAAUACAGCUACAUAGAGAAACCAGCUAGAAAGAAAUUAUAAUAAAUACUUAAUAAAUAAAUAUCCUUUGGGCCUCUG
Molecule: messenger RNA, 4351 nt
Organism: Melospiza georgiana
Lineage: Eukaryota; Metazoa; Chordata; Aves; Passeriformes; Passerellidae
Gene: OSBPL2
Product: oxysterol binding protein like 2
Exons: 15
Coding region: 311-1753 (480 amino acids)
Cellular component (GO): membrane; intracellular membrane-bounded organelle; cytosol
Molecular function (GO): cholesterol binding
Source: RefSeq, a predicted model, not a curated record